Molecule: messenger RNA, 617 nt
Organism: Anopheles funestus (African malaria mosquito)
Lineage: Eukaryota; Metazoa; Arthropoda; Insecta; Diptera; Culicidae
Exons: 3
Coding region: 84-509 (141 amino acids)
Source: RefSeq, a predicted model, not a curated record
AUACUCGGUCUCUUCGCUUAAAAAGAAUUGUCAUCAUACAAGUUCUGUCAUUUUGAGGUGAAAACGCAGCUAACAUAAAGAAAAUGGAAGCCAAAGUCAUUUUGAUAAUUGUUACCACGGGGCUGUUAUGGUUGAUUCAGCUUUCAUCAGUCGAAGCCACACAAUGGCACUCCAAGCAAUUGUUGCCAUACUUCCGACGCAUCCAACUGGACAAAACAAAGAACAGUGUGUACCAGCACACUGUGAAGGACGCCAUAAGGAUGCAUCUGCGUAUUCCUCUUAUGCAGAAAGCGUUAUGUUUGCCCAAAGGCACAAAGCUAUCGUCAGAUUGUUUGAACAGAAUGGUGGAUAAAGCUAGACAGCACGAGAAUAAAUUUUAUGCCCGAUUCACUUACGCCUGCAAAACACAUGCGGAAUAUUCGUCGGAUUGCAUGGAAUCUGGUCGACCGAUGUAUUAUCGGAACCUUCACAAUCUUGUUAAACAAACGGAAAAAUGUUGGAAGCUGUAGAUAUUGUACAACGGUUUGAUGCUUCUGUGUCGAUGUUAAAUAAUCAAACACUAUUUACCAAUAAGUAGCGGAAUAAUCGAUUUUCGCCAAUACACAUUUAUUCGUCCU